CUAAAUAUCCAGAAAUCAAGUCCUUGAUGGGUCCAGACCAGAGGCUGAAGUGGAUUGUGUGCAUGAUGGUGGGGAUCCAGUUCUUAGCGUUCUACCUGGUCAAAGACUUGGACUGGAAGUGGGUUCUGUUUUGGACGUACGCGUUCGGCAGCUGCAUCAACCACUCCAUGACCCUGGCCAUUCACGAGAUCUCGCACAACACCGCCUUCGGGAACAGCAAAGCCAUGUGGAACCGCUAUUUCGCCAUGUUCGCCAACCUGCCCAUCGGUUUGCCGUACUCGGCCUCCUUCAAGCGCUACCACCUGGACCACCACCGCUACCUGGGCGGCGACGGCAUCGAUGUGGACAUCCCCACCGACUUCGAAGGCUGGUUCUUCUGCACCCGCCUCCGCAAGUUCGUCUGGAUCAUCCUGCAGCCGCUGUUCUACGCCGUGCGGCCGCUCUGCAUCAACCCCAAACCGGUCAGCCAGCUGGAGCUGACCAAUGUGGCCGUGCAGCUCUGCUUCGACGUCCUGCUGUACUGGACGUGGGGGGCCAAGCCCAUGGUCUACAUGCUGGCCGGCUCCAUGCUGGGGAUGGGCUUGCACCCCAUCUCUGGCCACUUCAUCGCUGAGCACUACAUGUUCCUCAAGGGCCAUGAAACAUACUCAUACUACGGCUGCCUCAACCUCCUCACCUUCAACGUGGGCUACCACAACGAGCACCACGACUUCCCCAGCAUCCCGGGGCGACGACUUCCUUUGGUGAAGAAGAUAGCUCCAGAGUACUACGACGACCUGCCGCAGUACACGUCCUGGGUGAGGGUCCUGUACGACUUCAUCACGGACGACACGUUGAGCCCGUACUCCCGGAUCAAGAGGAAGCUAAAGGGAGAGGUCAAACAGGAGUGACCGAAGCUGCAGGAUCCACAUGACUGAGUCCUUCUCACAUUUCUCUACCGCUUCCUGCUUCCAUUCAGCUCAGUAUGCUUUUGCACAAAAAGGCCUUGAAUUGAGGAUAAAAAGAUGUUACUGAGAUUUUUACUUGUUGCAAUACAAUUACAUUUCUGCUUCACUUCAAGCCCAUCAGAUGUUUUUGGAGUUGGGGUUGUGUUGAGUACUUCUAAAUUAUUAGUACCUGAGCUGGUCAGUGUGUGUGGUUUUUUUUUUUUUUUUUUUUUUGUUUUUUUUUGUUUUUUUUUGUUUUGUUUGUUUUUUAGUUCUGAUUAUUCUAUAGUUUAAAUGGUUGCCAUAGUAACAUUGUAUGUUAAAAUAAAAUGACUCCUGUUUUGGUAAGCUCGGUUUUGAAGCUUUCCUGUCGGUUUCAUUUCUGAUUCGUCGUAACAGUUAUAGUGGCUCUAAUAGGGCAACUGCAGUGGAAUAAUAUGAGGACCAAUGGUUGCUAUGGUGAUUUCCGUACUACAUACAAAGUGUGGUGGGGAGGUUUAUGUGUGGUGGGUCAGUAAGGUGGUUUAAACUGUAAAUCUUAAACUACAUUUGAAAAAAAAAACCCCAAAACAAACUAAAACGUAAAGCAGAUGUGUUGAGUUAAAGUCCAACUGGUUUAAACUUUAAACUUUGUGACGUGUCUCUACAAAUUGGCCGACCUUUUGACCUCCUGGCUUCUCUUUCUGGGUUCUCCGAUAUCCCGGCGCUCAGUAUUUCCAUCCCAGCAGAACCUUUUUUCUGUUUUUUUGUUGUUUUUUUUUCUUUUUUUCUGGGAUUCUGCCAGAAUCGGACGGAGCUUAGCACCGCCUGGCUAGUGGCCCUGGGGCGUAGCUGCAGCCGUGUGCAGCAGCGACAUGGACACGUUUCAUUUUAGUCAAUCAGUGAGUGAAAACUCUUUGUGUUUCUGUGUCUGUUUGUUUCACACAACCCCACCUCUGAAAAUCACCAGUGGCCUGGUGGAAGUUAAAAAAGAACAUUUAAAUGAAGACCAAUUAUUAGAGUGUUUGAACAGAUUCAGCUGUAUUGUGCUGAAGUCGAUCGUAAAUAUUCUCAGUAAUGUUGCAGAUGGAGGCUUCUCGUGCCGAAAAGCUCGAGGGGAAGCCUGCGUCCGAAUCUGUCCACCAUCUUGGUUUGCCGCUCAGAUUAACUAACCCACGCUAACCUUUGCCACAAGCAAUCUCAAGGCCUCAAUGAUGCAACUGUCCACGCUUAUUUAACAAAGGUCAAUGUGUCUCCAUGACAACACAAGUAUUUAUGGGGCUACCCAUGCACUAAAGUUCCUGAUAGUUGGCACAUGCUACAGAGGUUGUGGAUGUUCCAGUGAUAACGGAGUGGAGCUUUCAGAACUCUGACCUGUCUCAUGUCUAGAGAUGCUAACAGGCAAUAGCUGCAUCUCUGCUGGGAGACCCUCACUGCCCAGUCUACUGCUGCUGCAGGAUGCAGCGUGACCUUCAGAUGUCCUCCACCCUGAACUGCUACAUUCUAGGUCAUGGAUGUGAAGCACAGAGCAUCGUCAUGGGUGGGAUCUGUGCAAAAGAACUGAGGCUGCUGCAAUAUACUGCUGUCAGAGAUUUCUACCCGUUUCCAGAGUGCAGCUUCUUUCUCCCGACAUUCAUCACCAGAAAAGUUUACCACCUUGUUCUAAUCCUCCUCCUGAAAUUGAAGCUGCUCCUGCCUCAUUUCAUACUUUCUGUUCAAAGCAAGCUGUGACUCAGUGAACAUGAAGUCUGAACUUAUUGCCAUCGGUGCUCUGCUUGCUCAGUUUAUUGGUUUCAUGUUCAGUAUUGUGAUUUUUAACUCAAGGUAAUAAAAACUACUUGUUUUCA
This is a messenger RNA of Gambusia affinis (western mosquitofish), 2752 nucleotides long. RefSeq names its product delta(4)-desaturase, sphingolipid 1 (gene degs1). Gene Ontology annotation, biological process: ceramide biosynthetic process. Lineage: Eukaryota; Metazoa; Chordata; Actinopteri; Cyprinodontiformes; Poeciliidae. The transcript is spliced from 2 exons. Gene Ontology annotation, cellular component: membrane. The coding region runs from base 27 to 890 and encodes 287 amino acids. Gene Ontology annotation, molecular function: sphingolipid delta-4 desaturase activity. The record is from RefSeq and is a predicted model, not a curated record.